Molecule: messenger RNA, 1224 nt
Organism: Metschnikowia bicuspidata var. bicuspidata NRRL YB-4993
Lineage: Eukaryota; Fungi; Ascomycota; Pichiomycetes; Serinales; Metschnikowiaceae
Product: proteasome regulatory particle lid subunit
Exons: 1
Coding region: 1-1224 (407 amino acids)
Biological process (GO): ubiquitin-dependent protein catabolic process
Cellular component (GO): nucleus; proteasome regulatory particle, lid subcomplex; cytosol
Molecular function (GO): structural molecule activity
Source: RefSeq, a predicted model, not a curated record
AUGUCUGCUAUGGAAGUAGACCACGACUUGGCCUCCGUUUUGGCAAAUUUGCGCGAGCAGGUUGACAACUCAGACAUUGCGACAGUGCUAUAUCAAUUGGAGGAUUUCUAUGAGCGGAAAUUAUGGAACCAAUUGGCCUUGCUGCUCGAAGAGUUGUACAGUGUCCCUGAAAGUAAGCAGGGUGACUUGCGGGCGUGUCUUUUCACACAGUUUGUGGCGCAGUUCCAAAACAAACUCAACCCCAUAAAAGUGGUCGAUUUCUUAUUACAGUCGUUCGACGAGCCAAAAACGUGUCUUGAGAAGUUGUGUGAGUUGGAAGCCGCUCUUGUUGUUGAGCUUACGAAGAAAUUCUCGCUGAGAAGAGUGGAAAAUGUAGAUACCAUCAUUGGAAAUGAAGAAGCAAUUGUAUAUGUGCGCCUCCAGAUUGCUCGGUACUCUUUGCUUUUGAGCGAGUUCAGCAGGGCCGACGAAAUUUUGGAUGCCAUGAGCGACAAGUUCGACACCACUUUGCAGAAUGACUACAGCUCGAAAACCAACGCCGCAUUUUACUUGACGAAAUGUCAGAACUACAAGAUCCGCGAAAAUUUCAACUUGUUUUACACAAACGGCUUGCUUUACUUGUCUUCGAUUGACACUCCUUUAUCUGCUGAUGAGAAGUUGGACUUUUGUCACGAUCUCUGUAUUGCCGCGUUGUUGGGCGACAAGAUCUACAACUUUGGUGAGUUGAUCUUGCACGAUAUAUUGCUGCUGAUCUCCGCGCCCGAAUCCGAGUACUACUGGCUCUACAACCUCAUUCAAACUUUGAAUUCCGGCCAGUUGCAGAAAUUUUCUGAAUGGCUGCAGACAGCAUUUGUCAAGUCCCCACAGCUUGCGCACCGCCAACAAUUUUUGCACGAGAAAAUCGUGAUCAUGUCGUUGUUGGAAUUGAUUUCUUUGAAACUGACCAGCGACAAAAAGAUUCUGUUUGCCGAAAUCUGCUCCGUGACAGGUACUCCCGAGAAUGAUGUCGAAUUUUUGAUCAUCAAGUGUUUUUCGCUAGGCUUGAUCAAGGGCUUCAUCAACCAAAUCGACCAGGUGUUGGUGGUCACGUGGUUGCAACCCCGGAUCUUGAAUCGUGAUCAGGUCAAGACCUUAUAUAACCAUUUGGUCAAUUGGGAUGCCACGGUCGAGAAACUCACCCUGGAUGUGCAUGCCAACGGUGGUUCCGUAUGGGCGGGUGUAUAG